AUGGCGGCGGAGAACCACUGCGAUUUCCCGGUUUCCCCCAUCGGUGGCCUCGGCGGCGGAGGCCCGGGCGGGCCGUGCCGCCGGUGCAGCUCAGCGCCGCCGCCCGGCACGCUGCCCGGCAAGUGGGUGCGGCUGAACGUGGGGGGCACCUGCUUCCUGACCACUCGGCAGACGCUCUGCAGGGACCCCAAGUCCUUCCUCUUCCGCCUGUGCCAGGCCGACCCCGACCUGGACUCGGACAAGGAUGAAACAGGUGCCUAUUUAAUAGACAGAGACCCGACCUACUUUGGGCCAGUGCUGAACUAUCUCAGACAUGGGAAACUGGUUAUUAACAAGGACCUAGCUGAGGAAGGUGUACUGGAAGAGGCUGAAUUCUACAAUAUCACAUCACUAAUAAAACUGGUAAAGGACAAAAUAAGAGAAAGAGACAGCAAAAUCUCACAGGUACCAGUCAAACAUGUGUACAGGGUGCUGCAGUGCCAGGAAGAGGAACUCACUCAAAUGGUUUCCACAAUGUCCGAUGGCUGGAAAUUUGAACAGCUUGUCAGUAUAGGUCCCCAGUACAGCUGUGGCCGGGCCCAGCAGUCAGAGUAUCUGCUGAUAGUGUCACGGGAAGUGAAAGGGGAAGAGAGAUGCUUCCAGAAAUGCUGCAGUGAGCUGGUCAGUAUUGGUUCUUCCUAUAACUAUGGCAAUGAAGAUCAGGCUGAAUUUCUGUGUGUUGUCUCAAAGGAAUUGCAUAACACUCCCUAUGGCACAACCAGUGAACCCAGUGAAAAAGCGAAGAUUUUGCAAGAACGAGGUUCCAGGAUGUGAAGACAGUAUUGAACGGUGACAGUUUUUUCUCUUUUAUUCCAAGACACAGUGAAUUGUCACACUGAAGAGGCUCGGCUACAAAAGAAAAAAUCGGAUUUAGACAAUUUUCUGUUGAUCUGGGUUCAACCAUUUUUGCCUAUAAGCUGGUGUCAACUGGCUGAAAGCAUUGCAAGAUUACAUAAUGGGAAUAGAUGGUGUGGGAGUGUGUGUUAAGUUUUGGUUGUAGUGCAUGGUUGUACUCUCUUGUGGGCUGACUGACACUGGUCAUUUGAAAAGAAAUGACCGUGCACUCAUAUUUUCCUCUGAGACAUGUAGCACUUAAUGUCUGGUGCUGGAUGACCCAGUGUUGAUCAGUUCGGAGACAUUUUCCUACUAAUCGUUGUAAACAUUUAAAGGACAAUGUAAUUGGUGCUACACACACACACAUACACACAUCACAGCCCACAAAUGCAAAUAUUUGGGCCUACAUUGUUUCAGAAUCAGUGGCAGCCCCAGUUGACUGUGUUAUACUGCACAUUCCUUAUGGCUCUGUGACAUACUCUAUUAUGUAGUAACAGCCUAGGAGAUCAACUGAAACUAGCACGUAAAAAGUUACACAACAGACAAAAGGUUUCUUUAAAGGAAGGGUGUAUAUAUUGACUGGAUUUAUAGCAUAUUUUAAUACCCAAAGGGAAGACUAAACUCAGAGAAAAUGGCCUUCAUCUGAGUUGUUCUUGAUGUUUCUUCUGUUAAAACAGUCUCUUCCUGCAAAAGUUAUGCUCCAGUCUUAGCCAGAUGUUUGGAAGGGGAAUCAAAAUUCACUUAAAAUGAACAACUGAACAUUCUGUUUCUUCUGAGAUGUUUGUACUCAUAUGUGUGUUUGUGCUUUUAUAAAAUGCCUAUAAGCAUUGAACUCUGUGGAUUAUGGUAGAGAUUUUUCAAGAGCUGGAUGUUGUAGAGGAAUAUGGCUGGCUAGUCCUAGAUCUCUAUCUCUGUGACUGGGAUUAAAAUCAACCUUGAGUGUGAACACAAGCUCAUCCAACAGAAAAAUACUUCAGACAUUCAGGAUACCUGUAAUCAAUCUUUCUCUUUCUAUACUGUUUCAACUAUGCAGUUAAAGAACACUGUUUGAAAACAUCUGGUGCAGCUUUGUUAGUUUGUCCUUUAUGAAGGCUAAUACCCAAGACUGGAGCUUUUUAAUACACUAUGUUUUGAGCAAAAUCUUUAGCACAUCUUCAAAACACUUAAUGAAAUUGACAGUAUAAACCUCAGCUUCAUUGACUUAUGAAAGCAGUGGAAGGGAGUUUCAAAAAGCUACAAGAUUGUUUUGAAUUCUAAAGACAUUACAGUUUUCAUUCUCAGUAACUUCAGAACUUAUGCAUAUACUCCAGGUAAUCCUUUACAGAAAAGCCUGAUUGGAUUUUCAAACACCCAGUCUACUCUUUUUUUUUUUUUUUUUUUUUUAAAGGACUUACUAUACAUUGAUACAAGUUUGGCGGAAACGAUUUGUAAAAACCAUUUCUACUAAGCAGGUUAAGCAAUGGGCUAAAUGUUUUGUCCAUGCAUCUAAUGCUUGAAAGGGUUUGUAAUGCAUUUUGCGACUUGGAUGUGGUCUGCACAGGAAGCUGCUGGCCCCUCCACAACAACACAUAAAAUGUUUGUCUUUUUUUAAGAUGUUAAAACUGAAUUGAAUUUACUAAAAAUGUAAUUGUGUAGGGGGAAAUGUUUAUACUUUUAUACUUUUUUAGGCACCCAUAUUUUAUCAGCUUAAAUUUAGCACCCAAAUUUCCCCUAAAUAGUGACAGAUUAUCUUGUGUAUCUGAAAAUAAGCAUAACAGUUGUCUGUGUUAACUGCAUAUUAAAACAUUUCCUCUGC
Molecule: messenger RNA, 2668 nt
Organism: Gavia stellata (red-throated loon)
Lineage: Eukaryota; Metazoa; Chordata; Aves; Gaviiformes; Gaviidae
Gene: KCTD5
Product: potassium channel tetramerization domain containing 5
Exons: 7
Coding region: 1-813 (270 amino acids)
Biological process (GO): protein homooligomerization; proteasome-mediated ubiquitin-dependent protein catabolic process
Cellular component (GO): cytoplasm; Cul3-RING ubiquitin ligase complex
Molecular function (GO): cullin family protein binding
Source: RefSeq, a predicted model, not a curated record